Zingiber officinale is the source of this 528-nucleotide messenger RNA. RefSeq names its product 60S ribosomal protein L12-1-like. NCBI's taxonomy places the organism in Eukaryota, Viridiplantae, Streptophyta, Magnoliopsida, Zingiberales, Zingiberaceae. Gene Ontology annotation, cellular component: ribosome; cytosolic large ribosomal subunit. The transcript has a single exon. Gene Ontology annotation, molecular function: structural constituent of ribosome; large ribosomal subunit rRNA binding. Bases 1 to 492 code for a protein of 163 amino acids. Gene Ontology annotation, biological process: translation. The record is from RefSeq and is a predicted model, not a curated record.
AUGGCUGUGCUCUCCUCUCCACGACGUGUAAUUUUCCCUCUUGAUUGUAGUGAGGUCGGGGCAGCCAGCUCUCUCGCGCCGAAGAUCGGCCCUUUGGGUCUCUCCCCGAAGAAGAUCGAAGAGGACAUAACCAAGGAGACGGCCAAAGACUGGAAGGGCCUUCCAGUCACCGUCAAGCUCACCGUCCAGAAUCGCCAGGCCAAAGUCACCGUCGUCCCCUUCACUGCGGCCCUCAUCAUCAAGGCCCUCAAGGAGCCCGAGCGCGACUGCAAGAAGACCAAGAACAUCAAGCAUAAUGGAAAUAUCUCACUGGACGAUGUUAUCGAGAUCGUCAGGGUGAUGCGCCCCAGGUCCAUGGCCAAGGACCUCUCCGGCACCGUCAAGGAGAUUCUCGGAACUUGCGUGUCCAUAGGCUGCACCGUCGACGGCAAGGACCCCAAGGACCUUCAGCAGGAGAUCUCCGAUGGUGAAGUAGAGGUUCCUCUUGAGUAAUUCUAGGUUAUUUUUACAUUUAUGAUCAUUUUGCUU